AUGUUGACCGCAACGGCAUUGGCCCAUCUCGGGCCCAAUGGGACGCAAAACCAGCAGAGCCGACUGGAGCACGCGACUGAAGGGUUUACUGACGACGGCUAUGUUGGAGCAAAGGACCCGCCGAAAUCGAUGGAGUCGCGGCAUUCCACCGUGCAGGAGCUCGCCCGUGAAUUUACCCGCAACAGCUCCCACGACUCUGCCGGCGAGCCUAUCAUCGGCAGCGAUGACCCGGAUUCCCCACUGAACCCAUCCGGCCACAAGUUCAAUGCACGAGUGUGGGCCAAGAAUGUUGCCAGGAUUACUGAGGAGCGCGGUCAGGACUUCCGUCGAGUCGGCUUGUGUUUCCAGGACUUGAGCGUCUUUGGCUACAGCAGCGCGAUGGACUUUCAGAAGACUGUCGCAAAUAUCUGGCUAGCCCUGCCGGGAAUGAUUGCUCGUCGUCUCUUACCCAGCACCAGCACAUCAGGCCAAACCCGAGUGGAGAUCCUGCAGCAGUUUGACGGCAUCAUCCGUCCAGGAGAGAUGUGCGUGGUCCUGGGUCCUCCUGGGUCCGGUUGCUCGACCUUUCUGAAAACCAUCUCGGGCGAUCGGAAUGGUAUCUACGUCAACCGGAAUUCGUACUUCAACUAUCAAGGCAUCUCGGACAAGCAGAUGCACACUGCGCAUCGAGGCGAUGCUAUCUAUACUGCUGAGAUCGAUGUCCACUUUCCCAUGUUGACCGUUGGCGAGACCUUGACCUUUGCCUCGUACGCUCGCUGCCAAAGGGAGCUGCCAGCAGGCACCACUCGCAAACAAUACUGCGAACAUCUUCGCGACGUCGUUAUGGCCAUGUACGGAAUCACUCACACUAUUCAUACCAAAGUUGGGGACGAGUUCGUACGCGGACUUUCCGGGGGCGAACGCAAACGUGUCACGAUUGCGGAGGCGACGCUGUCCAACGCCCCAUUCCAGUGCUGGGACAACUCAACGCGCGGCCUGGACGCGGCCAACGCGGUUGAGUUCUGCAAGACCCUCCGGCUGCAGUCGGAAUUAUUCGGCCAGACAUGCGCUGUAUCGAUGUAUCAGGCACCUCAGAGCGCCUACAACCUAUUCGACAAGGCUCUGGUCAUUUACGAAGGGCAACAGAUCUACUUCGGACCUGCGUCCUGGGCCAAGGACUACUUCAUCAAUCUGGGGUUUGAGUGUCCGGCUCGGCAGACAACGCCCGACUUUCUCACAUCCAUGGCUUUUCCAGCGGAGCACAUCCCUCGUCCUGGCUGCAACCCACCGCGGACGGCCGCUGAGUUCGCAGCCGCUUGGAAAGGGAGUCCGGAGUACGAGGCUCUACGGCGUGAGAUUGAGGAUUACAAGGCUCAGCAUCCGAUUGACGGGCCGGACGCCCUGGCUUAUCGACAGCUCAAGAAGGCGCACCAGGCCAAGGGUUCAGCUCUGUAUGUGGCGAGGAUGGAGACGGUUUUGGGCAGAUCCCGGCCCGUCUAUCUGGUCAUGAUCGGGAACGUCAUUAUGGCGCUCAUCAUGUCGUCCUUGUUCUACAAUAUGGGCCAGACAACGGCGUCAUUCUACGGACGGGCUGUUGUUCUCUUCAUGGCUAUCCUGUUCAAUGCCUUCGCCUCUAUCCUCGAGGUCAUGACCCUGUACGCGCAACGGCCCAUUGUGGAAAAACAGGCCCGCUACGCCUUUUACCACCCUUCGGCUGAAUCAUAUGCUUCUGUCCUAGUUGACUUGCCCAUGAAGAUUACCGGCACCGUUUCCUUCAACUUGGUGUUCUAUUUCAUGACGAACCUGAACCGGCAUACUGGGAACUUCUUCUUCUACCUGCUGGUGGUCUUUCUCAUUGUUCUGGCCAUGUCUGGGAUCUUCAGAUUCAUCGGCGCGCUGUCUCGAACAGAACAACAAGCGAUGGUGCCCGCCUCAAUUCUGAUGCUUGCUCUGCUCGUCUUCACCGGCUUCGUGGUCCCGAUUCGCUACAUGCUGUCGUGGUGUCGGUGGAUCAACUACCUAAACCCCGUCGCGUACGGCUACGAAGCCCUGAUGGUGAACGAGUACCACUCCCGUAACUUCACCUGUUCAUCAUACAUCCCCAGUUAUGGAACUCCCGGUACGACAACCGUUGCCUGUGACGCCAUCGGUGCCGUACCGGGUCAAUCCUACGUCGGCGGCGAUGCGUAUAUCAACUCAGCGUACAGCUACUACCACAGUCAUAAGUGGCGCAACGUUGGCAUCAUCAUCGCCAUGGUGAUCUUUAACCAUAUCGUGUAUUUCGUGGCCAGCGAGUACGUCACAGCAAAGAAGUCGAAGGGAGAGAUCCUUGUUUUUCGUCGAGGAUGCGUCCCCAAACCUGCCAGCAAGCGCCGUCAGGACAUUGAGGGGUUGGCCUCGGGCGCGGUAACAGGUUUGCUGGAGAGGCCGGGCAAUGGCUACGAUUUGAGCAAGGAGGGAGGCUUUCAGGGCUCCACGAGCGUGUUCCACUGGAGCAAUGUGUGCUACGACAUCAAGAUCAAGGGCAAGCCUCGCCGCAUUCUGGAUAAUGUCGAUGGCUGGGUGAAGCCUGGAACCUUGACGGCCCUAAUGGGUGUUUCUGGAGCUGGCAAGACCACGCUGUUGGAUUGCCUUGCUGAUCGCCGCGCCGGUGUGGGCGUCCUCAUUGGCGAGAUGUUGGUGGAUGGAAAACUCCGCGACAAGAGCUUCCAGCGCAAGACUGGCUACGCACAACAGCAAGAUCUGCAUCUCGAGACGAGUACGGUUCGUGAGGCUCUGAGUUUCUCCGCUCUCCUUCGCCAGUCAGAGAGCGUCCCAAAGGCAGACAAACUGGCCUACGUCGACGAGGUCAUUCAGCUGCUCGACAUGCAGGAGUAUGCCGAUGCUGUUAUUGGCGUGCCAGGGGAAGGCCUGAACGUUGAGCAGCGCAAGCGCCUGACGAUUGGCAUCGAGCUGGCUGCUAAACCACCGCUUCUCUGCUUCAUUGACGAGCCGACGUCGGGCCUCGACUCCCAGACCAGCUGGGCUAUCCUAGACUUACUGACCAAGCUCUCCAAAGCGGGCCAGUCGAUCCUUUGCACCAUCCACCAGCCCUCUGCGAUGUUAUUCCAACGGUUUGAUCGCCUGCUCUUGCUUGCUGAGGGGGGCAAGACUGUUUAUUUCGGCGAAAUCGGAGACAGUUCAACAACCCUCAUCGAUUACUUCGAGCGCAAUGGUGCUAAGCCCUGCCCACCCGGCGGCAACCCAGGCGAGUGGAUGCUUGAGGCUAUCGGCACCGUACCCGGCAGCUAUUCAGAGGUCGACUGGCACGAAACGUGGCGCUCCAGCCCCGAAUACCGCACUGUCCAGAGAGAACUCGCCCAGCUGCGCUCCAAGAACCCGCCAGACUUGUCCACCGGUGGCAGCAACAACGAUUCCUCUUCAUACGACGAAUUUGCGACACCCCUCUGGCGCCAGUUCCUUGUGGUGACGGAGCGCGCAUUCCAACAGACUUGGCGCACACCAUCGUACAUCUACUCCAAGCUCCUCCUCUGCACCGCCACCUGCCUGUUCAUCGGCCUGGUCUUCCUCAACUCCCCACUAAGCAUCCAGGGCCUGCAGAACCAGAUGUUCGCAAUCUUCGAGCUGAUGAGUAUCGUCGGGCAGCUGGUAGACCAGCAGUUCCCCCACUUCAUCACGCAGCGCUCGCUCUACGAGGCCCGCGAGAGGCCCGCCAAAACAUACAGCUGGAAGAUUUUCAUGCUCAGCCAAAUCCUAACCGAGAUACCCUGGUACACAGUCGCCUCCUUGCUUAUGUGGGCGCUGUUCUACUUCCCCGUGGGCUUCUACAGAAACGCUGACGCUGCGGACCAAGGCCCCGAGCGUGGCGUGUUGAUGUUGCUCCUCUUCUGGGUGUUCCUGAUGUGGGUGUCCACGUUCGCGCACUUCUGCAUCUCGUUCGCCGGCUCAGCCGACGACGGCGGCAAUAUCGCCAACUUCAUGUUCGUGCUUGCCUUCUUCUUCUGCGGCGUCCUCGCCUCGCCGGACCAGAUGCCCCGCAUCUGGAUCUUCCUGUACCGCGCCUCGCCGCUCUCGUACUAUGUCUCAGCUGUCCUCUCGACGGGCCUCGCUAAUGUAAACGUGACCUGCGCGAGCAACGAGUUCACCACAUUCGAUCCGCCCGCCGGUCAGACGUGUGGCGAGUACAUGACUGAGCAUAUCUCCGCGGCGGGUGGGUAUCUGCUGGAAUCGGGUGCUACGGCCAACUGCCAGUACUGCAAGGUCAAGGAGACGAAUGUGUAUCUAGCGGCUAUUCAUGCGGAGUACGAGACCAGGUGGCGCAACUUUGGCAUCAUGUGGGCAUAUGUUGCUUUCAACGUUGCGGCGGCGAUGCUCUUGUACUGGGUGGCGAGGAUGCCCAAGGUUGUACUGUGUCUAACCUCUGUCGACCCUCCACAAGAGUCGUCGACCAACCAGGCAUCGAUCCCCGAGGCGCCCAACACGGGGUCAGCGUGCUGCUCCAUCGGCCGUACUUUAGGCCUCUUGACAUAUUUCCCCACCACAGCCCCCGCGUCGCGCCUCACCACUGCACAAGAAGGACCCUGCCCGGGCGAAUCUCCGACCGUUCAGUCGAUAGUCGCCCGCAAUGCAAUGAUCGUGCAGACCCUCAACGAUAUCCUACAAUGCGGAUGCUCCGAGGACGGGUAUCUUCUCGCCAUCCUAUCCGUCGAAAUCCCGAAAGGCCCGGGCUGCUGUGCCGCUAUCGUACGACAGCUCCCAAGUUUCGACACCAACAGUCCAUUCUGGGACGCUCCGAUGACCAUGACUGAUUCUGUCGCUGACUCGCAUUCGUCUCUUCACAUUCUGACCAAACCCAACAAGUUCCUCCCGGCGGCACGGCCCCACUCGGCUACGCGGGAGAAGGCAAGAAACAAACACGCAUGGCUGCGCAAGAGAUCCUCAGCCAACUUCAUCUCGUCCAGCGUUUGGUGA
Aspergillus pseudoviridinutans is the source of this 4950-nucleotide messenger RNA. RefSeq lists its product as uncharacterized. Gene Ontology annotation, biological process: regulation of DNA-templated transcription; aflatoxin biosynthetic process; transmembrane transport. Lineage: Eukaryota; Fungi; Ascomycota; Eurotiomycetes; Eurotiales; Aspergillaceae. Gene Ontology annotation, cellular component: membrane; nucleus. The record is from RefSeq and is a predicted model, not a curated record. The coding region runs from base 1 to 4950 and encodes 1649 amino acids. Gene Ontology annotation, molecular function: ATP binding; DNA binding; ABC-type transporter activity. The transcript is spliced from 9 exons.